CCACGACUCGAAUCUCCUCACCAGAUCAAAUCAAGACAGCUAGACUUGAACUAUGUUUGCGUAUAUGAUUAUUGGUCUCGUUAUUUUCUAUAGCAUCCGUCGCCUCCUACUCGUCGGAUCAAGGCCUGCAGGUCUUCCUCCGGGCCCGCCAACAGAACCUCUUUUUGGGAACCUUCGACAGAUGCCAAGACAUAACCAAUGGAACCUUUUCAAUGAGUGGGGCAACAAAUAUGGUUCUGUUUUUACAAUCAUGAAGGGCUCCACGCCUUACGUCAUUGUGAAUGACCCCGAAGCAGCACGCGAGCUAUUCGUCAAGUUGGGUCAAAGCAGUUCAGGGCGACCGAAUAUCCAUACAGAGCUCGCUAUUAGAGGAGGGAACAAUCUUGCCAUGAGCGACGGCGCGUUAUGGCGAAUAGCCCGCCGACAAUGGCAUGCUAUGCUCAACGUUACAUCUGCUAAGAAAUACCUUCCGUACCAGACUUUGGAAGCAACCAAACUACUCUGUGACAUCCUGGAGAGUCCAGAAGACGUUUGGAACCACCUUCCAAGAUACAGCAACUCUGUCUCGCUGAGCAUGACUGAAGGAUACCGGGUGACAAGCUCGGCCGACCCAGUUGUCGCGUUGACUCUUGCCGAUUUCGAGAAGUUUUCAACCUACCUGCAAAACGCAAACUGGUCGAAUUUUUUCCCGUUUAUCUGGAAGCUCCCUACGUUCUUUUCGCCCCCUAAACGUCAAGCAUGGAACAUAUACCGGGGUUGGAUCGAGACUAAUUGGGAUCGUUUCCAGAAAGCAAGAGCCUCGGACCUUCCGUCAUUUUACCAAGUCAUUGGACAGGCACAAAAGUCUCUUGGAAUUAACGACGAACAGGCGCUCGCGAUGGGAGAAGCUUUGCUUGCUGCAGGUACUGAAACCACAGCAACCUCAAUUCGCGCUUGGAUGGCAGCUAUGGCCAUGUUUCCCGAGAAGCAAAGGAAGGCCCAAGAAGAAAUCGACUGUGUCAUUGGCAAAGAUCGCCUGCCACAAGAUACAGAUGCAGUGAAUCUUACAUACGUAAGGCAAAUGAUACAAGAAGUACAUCGAUGGUCUACUGUCGCGCCCCUUGGCAUCACGCACGCAGCCUCUAACACGUUCAAAUGGCGAGGAUAUACAAUCCCCCAGGGUACCGGCUUGAUUCAUAACACUAUGGCAAUUCACUUUGACGAAGAGAAGUACUCUGAGCCUCAGAGUUUCGUUCCUGAGCGAUGGGAAGGCAGGGUCAAAAUGGCGGCAGAGAAUUCGGUGGGCGCUAGCUCAGAACUAUUCACCUUCGGAGCCGGUCGCCGCAUCUGCCCUGGACAACAUCUCGCUGAACGAAGCAUGUACCUUGUCAUUGCGAACAUGCUCUGGGCGUUUGAUAUAUCCCAUGCAGUCGAUGCGGCUGGGAAGAAGAAGCCUAUAAACACAGGUGAUUCGAAACCUGGAAUUGUGAGGGCAUUUCCUGACUUUGAACUGUCGAUUAAGCCACGCAGCGAGGAGAGGACAAAGAUCAUCCAAGAGACCUGGUCGCAGAUGAGAGAUGAAUUGCUGGAUGAGAAUGAGCAAUGGAAGGAGAUACCAGAGGGAUUUAGAAACAUUGUACAGAAGGCAAAAAAGCAGUCUAGUAGCUGAGAUCCUAGUUUUCGCAGCGAAGCUAGAACAAAAUUCUGCCUAGAAAGUCAAGCUUCCUAUAGAGGGUAAAAAGCAAGUAGACUACUAAUUAGGUAUAGCAAUCGAAUACACGUACCUCAAUAACUAUCCAAAUUAUCGCUGUGUAAUCUUCUGGUGCUUCAGCUAGGUGGAAUUGGACAGCAGUAAAUGGCCUGAUCCGC
Boeremia exigua is the source of this 1848-nucleotide messenger RNA. Its product is annotated as putative cytochrome P450. The coding region runs from base 53 to 1648 and encodes 531 amino acids. The record is from RefSeq and is a predicted model, not a curated record. Gene Ontology annotation, molecular function: heme binding; monooxygenase activity; oxidoreductase activity, acting on paired donors, with incorporation or reduction of molecular oxygen. The transcript has 5 exons. NCBI's taxonomy places the organism in Eukaryota, Fungi, Ascomycota, Dothideomycetes, Pleosporales, Didymellaceae.